Molecule: messenger RNA, 633 nt
Organism: Durusdinium trenchii
Lineage: Eukaryota; Dinophyceae; Suessiales; Symbiodiniaceae
Source: the annotation of a GenBank genome assembly
AUGACUCGACUUUUCGUUGCAAUGGUCAUGAUGACCAGCGUGUCUGCCGUCCGCUUUGAGACUGCAGAGGGCCCAAGCAUGUGUGAUCGUCAACUCCGCGUGAAGGACAUGGAAGAGGUCAAAACCAAGCACGGAUCCAGCUCCGGAUCUGGCACAAAGACCUUGACACAGUGGACUUCAAGUGUACUUUACGUUCACUACCAGUGCUAUGUGAAGGCUGGGCUGCUGAAACCCCAAUAUUUCGUUCGAUCACACAGGUAUUCUGUGGGUUGCGAGAAGGCCUUAUUGACGAAAACUACCACAUACACGAAGCUCAAAUGGGACCUCAUCAAGGACUAUGGCAUUAAGAAAUGCACGAACGAGGAAGACUAUGAGGAUCUGGAGGCCGACAGCACCGCGCCCAUUCCCGUGCUAGAUGGCAAAUCCCAAAAUCAAAUGGUCAACAAUAUGUUUGCAGCCAUGGACCGGGGCGAAUCGCCAUUCAAAGAUGACGAGGACGGGUUGCCAGUCGGAGCUGCCAAGCAGAGAUUUCAGGGUGGUGCUGUAGUGGAAGUAGAGGAACGCAAUGGAAAGAUCUACAAGCUGACGCGCCAAGUGAGCAAGUUCGGAUUCAGUGUCUUCAUCGUGAAGUGA